AAACAUACCUACGCUUUGAUGGCGUGAUCGAUACGGCUUCUCUUGUCUACAUAUGGUAAAGGUCAUGGGGUUCAUGCCAGCUUUUAUACAUCUGUAGGACUUCUAUAGUGAUCGCCGGGCAUGCCAUUUUACCAGGAGUCCUCCCAGUAUAAUAAGCCAUCUCUUCCCGUUGUAGAUAUUCUUCUUCGAUAUAAGGUAUCCUAUAUCCUCCGCCCCCCAGUUCACCCCCCUUACACCGCACUAUACUCGUCUCGGUAUUGACACCGGGGUCCUUACGAUCGAUUCACGAUUCGAUCUGCGGCAUAACACAUUUUAAACUUCUUAUUUCCACCUGAACUACGUCCUCGUCUACCAGCAUCAACCAGAUUACCAUCAUUCUCUCCCAAUAUAGUUGCCAAUGGCCAUCCAAUCCAGCCAGCGGUUCGUUCCUCGCGGCGACGUCAUCGCAUCCCUUAACUUCUAUUGCCCUCCGCCUGACAACACCGUUCCAUUCAACAAUGCCGGUGACCCUAUCCCGGGCCAACCGCUCCGUAACUACUCAGACGUCUCUCACCCCGUCAAGAUCAAAGACAUCCGGGGCUCGGAAGAAUGUUUUAACAACCUCGACCGCGACAGCUUUGCCGUAAUCCGCAACGUGCCCCCUUCUGCCGAGAAGUCCUUCACGGACGACGCCUCUAUCGCGGCCAACUACUACCCCGAAGUCGAGUCUCUACUCCUCGCCAGCAUCCCGGGCGCCCACACCGUCACCAUAUUCGACCACACCAUCCGCCGCACGAACCCGGACGCCCCGCGGGCCCCCGUCCAGCGAGUCCACGUGGACCAGACCCCACGUUCCACCGCCCUCCGCGUCCGCCGCCACGCCUCCGACGAUGCCGCCGCCGAGAAGCUCUUGGCGGGCCGUUACCGCAUCGUCAAUGUCUGGCGGCCCCUCAACGAAGGACCCGUCGAAUCCUUCCCCUUGGCUUUCGCUUCCGCCUCGUCGCUGGAAGACGACGAUGUAGUCCCCAUAGAACACCGUUACGCCUCCGGCUACAAGGGUGAGACCGCCGGCAUCCGCUUCAACGAGCGCCAGAAGUGGUACUACCUCAGCGGCAUGACGGGAGACGAGAGGCUGCUUUUGCAGUGCUUUGACAGCGAGGCCCUCAAGGAAGGCAGUGCAGUUCAGGGGGGUCGUGUGCCGCAUAGUGCGUUCGACCACCCAGACACCAAGCCAGAUGCUGUGGGGAGGGAAAGUAUCGAGGUACGGGCAUUGGUGUUUGGACCCUGAGAAGCAUAGAAUGUAGUUGAUAUAGUUUCUGUAAGUAUCGGCGGCGGCCUGUCUCAUUUUUCGAUAUCUCUAAUUUAUUACUA
Sodiomyces alkalinus F11 is the source of this 1350-nucleotide messenger RNA. RefSeq lists its product as hypothetical. Gene Ontology annotation, molecular function: oxidoreductase activity. The coding region runs from base 398 to 1267 and encodes 289 amino acids. The transcript has a single exon. NCBI's taxonomy places the organism in Eukaryota, Fungi, Ascomycota, Sordariomycetes, Glomerellales, Plectosphaerellaceae. The record is from RefSeq and is a predicted model, not a curated record.